Molecule: messenger RNA, 846 nt
Organism: Argentina anserina (silverweed cinquefoil)
Lineage: Eukaryota; Viridiplantae; Streptophyta; Magnoliopsida; Rosales; Rosaceae
Product: SAGA-associated factor 11
Exons: 4
Coding region: 101-640 (179 amino acids)
Cellular component (GO): DUBm complex; SAGA-type complex
Source: RefSeq, a predicted model, not a curated record
AACCCAUCGAUUUGGGAUCAAAUUUUUCUCUCGUUUCUUUCUCUCUAACCUUGGUCUCGUAGCAGCUCUUGCUUCACUUUCCUCAACAGUUAUAUAAAGCAUGUCGCUUCCUAACGAAGACAGUACUUCUUCAACUUCUGAUGCACAGCUUAAUGACAUUUUUGGGGAUUUACUAGAUUCCAUUAUCGUUGAUGUUGCAUCUGAGUGUCAUCGAAUAGCAAAGUUGGGACUUGAUCGAAAUUUUGAAGAAGAGGAAGAGGAAAUGAGGCUUUCAGCCCAAGCACGGGUAAGGGUAGCUGAUCCUAGUAAUAAUAGUGAAGCAAAUGGGAAGUACGUAGUCGACAUAUUUGGACAGACUCAUCCUCCUGUAGCCAGUGAAAUAUUUGAGUGCAUGAAUUGUGGCCGAACUAUCAUGGCUGGAAGAUUUGCUCCUCAUUUGGAGAAGUGUAUGGGAAAGGGUAGAAAGGCUCGUCUGAAGGUGACAAGAAGUAGCACAGCGGCACAGACUCGGCAUACACGAGUCAACCCUAGUUCCACAUACUCCAAUCAUUCAAAUUCCAACAGCACAAGCCGGCUACCAAAUGGUACAUCUGGUGUUGGAGGUGAGGAGUAUUCAAAUGGUGCAUUGGAAGAGUUAUGAAACAACUUUUAGCUCUGGUGUUCUCUACAAGCUACUGGGAAGAGGCAUUUUGUAUAUCUGCGUAGUUUCCCAUGUUUAUGGAAAGGAAAUGUGAUUUUGAGUACGCUUCUGUCGGUUUCAGAUUAACAGAUAAACUGACCGGAGAUUUAGUUGGGAUAUGACCACAUUAGUACUUUCUGAGUAUGAAGAACACCUUUUAUACAGUA